CAAAGGUGAUUGCUGUGCGUUUCCCGGUGAGUGGCGACCCCAACAAUCAAGUGAUCGGGCAGGAAGCUGGGGGGGAAUUGAAUUAGUAAAGCAAUGAAAGGCGUCUUAGCGGCGCCGGGAGAUUAUGUCCACUUCAAGUCCCAAGUUCCUCUCCAUAAGAUCCCCAUUGGAUCAAAGCAGUGGCGAUACUAUGAUUUUGGUCCCAAAACGGUUCCUCCUCUUAUUUGUCUUCCUGGAAUAGCAGGCACCGCGGAUGUCUACUACAAACAGAUUAUGGCACUGUCCAUGAAGGGAUACCGGGUGAUCUCUAUCGAUAUUCCACGUGUUUGGAAUCAUAUAGAAUGGAUUCAGGAGUUUGACAAGUUCUUAGAUGUCAUCCAUGUUCAUCAUAUGCAUCUCUAUGGUACAUCUCUUGGAGGCUUCUUGGCUCAAAUAUUUGCUCAGCAUCGUCCAAGGCGGGUGAGAUCAUUGGUCCUGUCAAAUACAUUUUUGGAUAAUCGGAGUUUUGCAGCUGCUAUGCCAUGGGCACCUUUGUUAGAAUCUAAAUUCAUGAACUUACUCCUUAAAGAGUGUCAUUUCCUGAUGGUUGAAACACUUUCGAAGGAUGAUCUUGCAUCAAGGCUGAUAUUGAAUGUUGAUGCCACAUCAGUUGGAUCUCUUCUCCUUUCAGAUCAAUUCAUCACUAUCAUGGAUGGGACCGGUGGAAGUCGAAGCAGAGAGAAAGAUGAGAAGGAAGAAGAUGAUCGAGAUGGUCAAUCAAAAGAUGGAGGGAACUCUGCAGAAAGCUCUUCUUCAGGUAGCGAUCCGCUGCCUUUGCCUCCUCCAGAGAGUUCUGAAUCACAAAGCACCUGCACCAGUGUUGAUGAGCUCCUCAACAAGGCUGUUUUGACCGCACGGAGAUAUGAUGCAGCGGAGGCAUUUGCUCAUCACUUGGUUGCCUCUUGCGUGGGAUAUGUGUACAUUUGUUUGAACUAUGGUUCGGAUUUCAGGCAAAUGCUGAUGUAG
This is a messenger RNA of Linum tenue, 1005 nucleotides long. The record is from the annotation of a GenBank genome assembly. NCBI's taxonomy places the organism in Eukaryota, Viridiplantae, Streptophyta, Magnoliopsida, Malpighiales, Linaceae.